Messenger RNA from Tarenaya hassleriana, 1668 nucleotides. Its product is annotated as F-box protein SKP2A. Gene Ontology annotation, biological process: SCF-dependent proteasomal ubiquitin-dependent protein catabolic process. The record is from RefSeq and is a predicted model, not a curated record. Gene Ontology annotation, molecular function: protein binding. Gene Ontology annotation, cellular component: SCF ubiquitin ligase complex. Lineage: Eukaryota; Viridiplantae; Streptophyta; Magnoliopsida; Brassicales; Cleomaceae. The coding region runs from base 239 to 1366 and encodes 375 amino acids. The transcript has 5 exons.
AAGCAUAAAAAAGGGAAAGGAAUUUAAGAAAGAAAAAUAAUUUCGAGAGAAAACCCAGAAAGCGGAAGGAAGAAACGAAGCCAUAGGCAUAAGUACAGAAGAAAAAUAGAGGGUUCUUACUGUUUCUAUUAAGCAGAUUUCUUCAAGCAAGAUCCCUAGCUUGUCUCUCUUUGUCGGCUUCCGAGGUUGUGAGUUACAGAUAUUUACCCUCCCUCUCUCUGGUGAAAGGUUCAAUCUUAUGAUGGGAAGAGAAGCAGCGAGAACGACAAAAGGGUCACCGGUGGAAUUGAACAGGAGCUUUCAGAAGAUGGCUAUGGCGGGUUCUGGGGUGAUGAAGAUGGAGGGUUUGGCGAUCACGGAGUGGAAAGACAUCCCAGUGGAGCUUCUGAUGAGGAUACUUUCCCUCGUCGAUGAUCGGACGGUGAUAAUGGCUUCUGGUGUUUGCAGCGGUUGGAGAGACGCCAUAUGCUUUGGCCUCACUCAUCUCUGCCUCUCUUGGUGCAAGAACAACAUGAACAAUCUGGUCCUCUCUCUCGCUCCCAAGUUCACAAAGUUGCAGACUUUAAUACUUCGGCAGGACAAACCCCAGCUCGAGGACAAUUCUGUGAAAGCUAUUGCGAAUUACUGCCAUGAGUUGCAGGACCUCGAUCUCAGCAAAAGCUUCAAGCUUUCCGACCGUUCCCUCUAUGCUCUUGCCGAUGGCUGUCCUAACCUUAUGAAACUCAACAUCAGUGGCUGCACUUCGUUCAACGAAGACGGUCUUGCGUAUCUGACCAGUUUCUGCCGGAAGCUCAAAGUUCUGAAUCUUUGCGGAUGUGUGAAAGCUGCUUCAGACAAUGCGCUUCAGGCUAUUGGUCGCAACUGUAACCAGUUACAGUCAUUAAACCUCGGAUGGUGCGAUAAUAUCAGCGAUUCCGGGGUGAUGAGUUUAGCAUACGGUUGCCCGGAUCUCAGGACCUUGGACCUGUGUGGCUGUGUUCUUAUUACAGACGAGAGCGUGGUAGCUCUGGCAAACAGGUGUGUCCAUCUACGUUCUCUCGGGUUGUACUACUGCAGGAACAUCACGGACAGAGCGAUGUACUCGUUGGCUCAGAGCGGCGUAAAAAACAAACCCGAGAUGUGGAAAUUGUCUUCGGUAAAGAGGAGGAAGGGAAAACCCGACGAGGAAGGGCUAAGGAGCCUGAACAUAAGCCAAUGCACCGCCCUCACGCCGUCGGCCGUUCAGGCGGUCUGCGACACUUUCCCGGCCCUCCACACGUGUUCCGGCCGACAUUCCCUCGUCAUGAGCGGCUGUCUUAACUUAACCUCCGUUCACUGCGCCUGCAUCUUCCGCUCUCACCAUGCUUUCCCUCACACCGCUCAUUGAAACAGAUUUCUGGUGGAUAGAUCUUUGAAUGCGAAUGUGUGCGUGUAUAUAUAUGAUUUGAAGGUGGAAAGAAGAGCUUGUCCUUGUUCUUCUUUUUGGUAUUUAUAAAGGCUGGGACUUUGGAGAUAUUCAUGGGAUUUCAGUAAUGUCGUCAGGUGUUGUCUGAAACAGAGCAGGCUGAAACAGGGCACUCUGUUUCUUCUUUCUGUCUUAGUUCAUGUACAUUUCGGACAAGGGAAACACUUCGAACCUUCAGUAAAAACUCAAUCUUUGAGAGCUUAUUUACGUUUUUGCCAUAUUCA